Molecule: messenger RNA, 685 nt
Organism: Malus domestica (apple)
Lineage: Eukaryota; Viridiplantae; Streptophyta; Magnoliopsida; Rosales; Rosaceae
Product: photosystem I subunit O-like
Source: RefSeq, a predicted model, not a curated record
AAACUUAAUCUCGACCACCAUCUUCACCAAUAAUAUUUCUGACUCACUCACUCCAAAACUUACAGCUCUGAACCGAAAAAAUGGCAGCAACCAUGGCGACCGCAUCAACCGUGAUGGGGCUGGGCAGUUCCUCCCUCUCACCAAGCAGGACAUGCCUCUCUUCAGGCUUUGUGAAGCCUAUUGUGGUUGGCAACCCUCUGAGGCAAGAUAGGGCUUCUGGAGGAAGGUUCACAUGUAGCUUUCAGAGAGAUUGGCUGCGGAGGGAUCUGAAUGUGAUUGGGUUUGGGUUGAUCGGAUGGUUGGCUCCGUCGAGCAUACCAUUAAUCGGAGGUAAGAGUUUGACUGGGCUCUUCUUUGAGAGCAUUGGUGCUGAGCUCGCUCACUUCCCCUCACCUCCUGCUCUCACUUCUCAAUUUUGGUUGUGGCUGAUAACAUGGCACCUGGGGCUUUUCAUCACCCUUACCUUUGGGCAGAUUGGCUUCAAGGGGAGGACUGAAGAUUACUUUGAAAAAUGAUCCAUUUUUAAUUAGUUUUUGUAAAAUCUAUAUAUAUGCUUAAUGUUCAGUUAUCUCAAUUUCUUUUCCUUUCGUCUCGUACUGUAACUGCACAACUUAAUCCUCCUGAAUCAAUAUUGUGUACCUUUGUGUAAAUAAAUAUGUAUUCAAGUCUGUCUACUGACAGUAAA